AUGCUUAAAAUCUUCUCCCAUCUGGGGUUCCCCCUCCACCUCCGCCAAGCGACCACGGCCCCGGCCCCGGCCCCCUCGCUCAAAUCCUCCACGAGCGCCGCCGAAAACAAACUCGAUCUCGACCCCGCGACCGAGAAGGACAGCCAAAAGGACCCUGCUGAGUCGUUGAUCGAGACCGAAAAACGGGCCCUCAGACAAACGAACGCCCCCGCCUCUGCUGAGCGCCACGUCCAGGUCGACGCCGCUUUCGUCGACGUCGGUGAUUUGUAUCGCAGAAACGAUGCGAGCGCGGAAGUAAAGCCUUCCGAUAGGUGA
Molecule: messenger RNA, 315 nt
Organism: Microbotryum saponariae
Lineage: Eukaryota; Fungi; Basidiomycota; Microbotryomycetes; Microbotryales; Microbotryaceae
Source: the annotation of a GenBank genome assembly